Molecule: messenger RNA, 744 nt
Organism: Cooperia oncophora
Lineage: Eukaryota; Metazoa; Nematoda; Chromadorea; Rhabditida; Trichostrongylidae
Source: the annotation of a GenBank genome assembly
AUGCCCGAUCGCCUCAUGCAUGACGUCAUCCAAGAAUGUAUCGCUGACGUCACGCCUUCGAGUAAUAUGGAUACCAACGGUAUUUCACAACAACCUCAACAUCCGUCCGAUUCGAACAUGCUCCAUUCGGCAUCGUCCACUUCGAUUGAAUCACUUUCCAGCUAUCCUGACUACACAUAUAGCAACAGCGGUCCCGGAUUGCCAUACAACCUCUCUAGCAAUUCACUGCCGUCAACGAUGUCGAACUUUGAAGUAUCCAUAAAUGGAGCGUCAUCGAUGCCGAAUUUAGAACACAUGCCCGAAUGUGACCCAGAUUAUAACGUCACGCUUACUCCCGAUAUGUAUUGUGAUAUGCGGCAAGCAAUGUCGAUGACACAAGCAGCGGAUGCUCCCAUGGGAGUGGAGCGUGUACGACAAAGCAACGAAUCGGUGCCCAACAGUCCAUCAGCCGAAUCGCAAGCAUCGUUUUACAUUGAAAGCAGCCGUCAUACCUUCACUGUAACAUACGAAUGUGAUAACAGUGGCGAACUCAACUUCCAAUUUGGUUCCAAUUCUAUCACAAGCCGCCUUGGUCCAAACAACGGCAUGUCGACGGUCCCACCGGCAGAACAGGCAACUGUCCACCCUCAACAGCAACAGCAGCAACAACUUCUCUGCAAAUCUAACUCUCUGCCAUCUGAAUACUAUGACUGUGAUCCAUAUAAUAAUCAACAACGUAUGGACUAUGAAGAUGCAUAUUACUAG